UAAAUUAUCGUUCUAUCAGUUUCAGUUUAAUGUCUUCACGAUGGCAUAGCUUUCUAAUAGGCUUCCGACCUGUAGAGACUCAGCCUGUUCCCCCUCAUCGUAAGAAUCCCUAUAACAUCUUGAUUCUCGGUUUUGAUUCUACAUCCCAUUAUGGAUUCAUGAGGAAAAUGCCCAAGAGUUACAAGUUUCUGUCCGAAAAAGCAGUCAUCAUGGAAAGCUACAACAUCGUGGGAAGCGGUACACCAGGAGCGUUGUUUCCGCUACUUACAGGCAAGCCAGUAGAAGAACACCCAGAUACUAGAAAAAGUAUAACGGAAACAAAAGUUGAUGAUAAAUCUUUCAUUUUCCAUCUGGUUAAGCAAUAUGGGUAUCGCACGGCGUACUUCGAAGACUCGCCAGAAAUAGGAACUUUUCAGUACAAGUAUAAUGGGUUUCAGCAUCAACCUGCAGACCACUAUCUCCGAGCGCUUCUAUUAGAGAAGGCAUAUCAUGAUCCACAUCGGUACCAAUACCACUGCCUAGGUGCUAUUCCGCAAUAUCAGGCCUAUCUGAAUCUCGCUAAUGAGUGCAUACAGCUAGAUGGCAACAAGUUUUGCUUUACGUUUAUCUCAGACAUCAGUCAUGACGACUUCAACCUGAUCUCAACUGCAGAUGAAGCAGUUCUCGCGUUCUUGGAAACUUUAAAUGGAAGGAAGGUUUUUGAAGACACUCUCGUUAUAGUAAUGGCAGACCAUGGACAUCGGCACUCAGCAUUCCGUUCAACGUAUCAAGGAAAAAUUGAGGAACGUACGCCUCUAAUGGCUAUCAUCUUACCAGAAAAGCUAAAACAACGUAGGCCGAAUGCCCUGAAAGCGCUUAGACAAAAUAAGGACGUGCUGACCACACACUAUGAUCUACAUACGACACUACUUGACGUGUUAGACUUGAAGGACUACAGCAAUAAGUACAAAGUGCCCGGCGCUGAUAUACCGAGAGCUAUGACUUUAUUAGAACCGAUACCUAGCAAUAGGACAUGCAGCGAGGCGGGUGUCAUGCAGCACUGGUGCGCGUGCGCCGUGUGGGUCAACGUGACGCGCGCGUCGCCCAUGUACGCGCGCGUCGCCAACGUGCUGGCAGACUAUAUCGACAGCCUCACUCUACAACAACGGUCUAAGUGCGCAAGACGUAAACUUCAAUCCAUAGUAACCGUGUUGCAGCGUACCGUUAACAAUCACCUUUUAAAAUAUGGAAUUGACGCGUCAGAUCUUACAAAUCCUACAUUCGAACCACCAAGAGCACCCAUGGAAUACUAUCAAGCGCAGAUUAUAUUAAGUCCUGCUCGCGCUGUGUUCGAAGGUACACUAACGUAUAAUACGAGGGCGGAUGCCUUCACGAUGUCAACUAACUAUAUUUCUAGAAUAAGCACGUACGGAGAUGAGUCGAAAUGUAUAACGGCCUCACAUCCCCACCUGGGGCCAUUUUGUUAUUGUAACGAUAGGAAAACACCACAAGCAUGAGGUAGCUCCUGCAGCAAUUAUUUUGAAUUUGGUAUAUUAUUCUGAU
Helicoverpa armigera (cotton bollworm) is the source of this 1542-nucleotide messenger RNA. RefSeq lists its product as uncharacterized. The transcript has 9 exons. The record is from RefSeq and is a predicted model, not a curated record. Bases 30 to 1496 code for a protein of 488 amino acids. NCBI's taxonomy places the organism in Eukaryota, Metazoa, Arthropoda, Insecta, Lepidoptera, Noctuidae.